AAUAUUUUUUCUCUUAUAGGUUUACAAAUGAAGGGACAAAUAUAGGCAGGCAUCUUAGUUAUUGUCAUUAACUUUAUAAUUAUAUUUUUUUUCUGCCCUUUCUCCAGGACUAAUUCAGAUCCAAGUUUAAGUCUGAGCAGUAAUUAGCAACAGCAGUUAGAUGUAAUUGCACAUUUGCAAAUACCUUUGUGACUAUUCGUCUAGAACAAAUACAAAGAGUUGAAACUGAUUUUGAAUAAUGAUUUUAAAACGUCUGUAUUAAAUAUCACGUCCAAGUGAUAUAAAUGUCAUCUUCAAAAUCAAACAGAUUUUACUCCCGGCUUUUUAAUGGCCAACUAUGCAUCAUGAGAAUUCUGGGUAGUGGGGUCUUUCUUCCUUGUUAUUGUCACGUGAUGCUAACUGUAGCAGCAGCUCUGUAAACAGGCUUUGCCAGCUAGCAUGAUGCAGGGGAAGACUGUGAUAGUGACGGGAGCGAACAGCGGGAUCGGGAAAGCUACAGCAGCGGCGAUUGUGAAGCUCCAGGGCCGGGUGAUAAUGGCCUGUCGGGACCAAACCAGGGCUGAGGAGGCUGCCCAGGACAUCCGGCAGGAGACCGGGGCAGACAGCAGGCAGGUCAUGGUCAAACAGCUGGACCUGGCCUCCUUGAGGUCUGUGCGCUCCUUCUGUGAAGACAUUAUAAAGGAGGAACCUCUGCUACAUGUUCUGAUCAACAACGCUGGAGUCUACCAGUGUCCUUACACCAAAACAGAGGACGGCUUCGAGAUGCAGUUCGGGGUCAACCACCUCGGUCACUUCCUGCUUACCCACCUGUUGAUGGACCUCCUGAAACGCUCGGCGCCCAGCCGCAUCGUGGUGGUCUCCUCCAAGCUUUACAAACACGGUGACAUUAACUUUGAAGACCUGAACAGUGAGCAGUUCUACGACAAGGCCUUUGCCUACAGUCGCAGCAAACUGGCCAACCUGUUGUUCACCUGCGAGCUGGCCCGCCGUCUGGAGGGCAGUGGAGUAACAGCGAAUGCUCUGACUCCAGGCAUCGUGAGGACUAACCUGGGACGGCAUGUGCACAUUCCGGUUUUAGCAAAGCCCCUUUUUAACCUGAUCUCCCGGGGCUUGUUUAAAAGCCCGGAGGAAGGAGCUCAGACUUCAGUGUAUUUGGCCUCCAGCCCGGAUGUUGACGGUGUGCAGGGAAAGUGCUUUGCAGAUUGUAAGCCUAUGGAACUUCUGGAUAAGGCCACAGAUCAGGAAGUGGCAUCGAAACUGUGGGACAUCAGUGAAGUCAUGGUGGGCAUAACGACUUGAGAACCGUCUGAGACGUUCACGUUUUUUGUUGUUGUUUUUUUAGCAGGGUAAUAACUGAAGCUGAAAGAUAAUCAAUGCCUUGGUUACAAUUCCUUAACUUUUAGUUGUGGUGUUGAAAUGUCAAAAUGCUUUCUAUGUUUAUGGAAAUGUUUGUAUCCAUUAACAUAGUGGAUUGUUUGCAGCAUCUUGUGUCAGGUGCUAGAAUCUCUGUUUCAGUUCUUCUUUUAAUAAAUUCCUAAGAUCAAAUGUUUCUAAUGUAACCUUUCUAACAGAGCUGUAGUAAUGAGUGCCCUGAGUUUUACUAGAAGUUGGAGGCCUGUAGAUUUUUUUAAUACUUUCUCUGCAAUUUAUGUGUUAACCUUGAGAUAACAUUGCUGGGAUGUCCAUUCCUGUGAAGACUGACAGCUUUCUUGAACAUUUUAAAAUAUUUCUUUCUGUAAAAAAUGGACGUUAAAUACUUUGGAUAUCAAUCAACAGCAA
Molecule: messenger RNA, 1779 nt
Organism: Poecilia latipinna (sailfin molly)
Lineage: Eukaryota; Metazoa; Chordata; Actinopteri; Cyprinodontiformes; Poeciliidae
Product: retinol dehydrogenase 14
Exons: 2
Coding region: 439-1299 (286 amino acids)
Source: RefSeq, a predicted model, not a curated record